AUGACUGCUUCUGAACGUGAAGUCGAGGGUGCACAUGCCUUGGUCUCGCGGAUCUUGUGUGAGUGGAAUUACCUUGUUGCCGCUGCGACGCACAUGUUGUACGUGUGCACCGCCUCGGUCGUGUCAGAUUUCUUGCGAAGCAGGUACACUUCUUUCAUCUUCGUGUAGUCGUCGGUGAUCUUGCACGCGUACGCGAAGGAACCUCCUUUAUAUUUCGCGGGUGGAUUAACAGGCCCCAUGUUGUCGAUGACCACAAGCUGUCCAGGCCGUGAUAGUUCGCGAGUCGAUUGCUUCGGGUGGGGGGACUGCUUGUGUUUCGCGAUCUGGCAGACCCGGCAAGGGGAGAGACUGUCGCGAUAGUCCACCCCGGUACCCGUGUCCUUCCGAAGGAUGUCCAGGCUCCGAGCAUUGAGAUGUCCAAGCCUCCUGUGCCAGGUGUCCGCGCUCACUAGCGUAAAGCAGACGGCGUUCGCCGUGUGGGUCUGUGACUGCUUCUGGUGGGGCACGAGGGAUUUCGUGCCAGAUGGCUGGACGUUCUGCUCGAACGUGAUGUCGAGGGUGCACAUGCCUUGGUCUCGCGGAUCUUGUGUGAGUGGAAUCACCUUGUCUUGGAUAGUGAGGUGCGGAGUGCUCUCUUCGACGACGCAGCGCAAUCCCUUUUUCAGGAGGGAGGUGGGAGAAAAAAUGUUGCGACCAAGUCCAGGAACGAUGAGUCCCUGAAUCCGCACGCGCAAUUGCUGUCCUCGAUUGUCCUUGACGGUGCAGUGUAGGAUGCCCGUGGCCGUGCCUUUGAGUUUUUCGCUGGGUGUAAUCGUGGAGGUUUCCGUCGGGGAUGAGGCGAUUGUCAAACAUGGUCUCCGAUGCUCCCGUGUCUACCAGCAGGCCUACCCCGGUGGAGCUCGCGGCGAAGUUGCGUCCUGAGAUGCGGGAACACGUGCCGAACAUGAAGCCGCUGUCAAAGGCGUCCUCGUCCCGGGUGAAGUCGACAACUGCCACUUCAUUGUUUGAGUCGUGCUUGUUGGACGCCGACGAGCAGUGAGUGCAGUUGGAGCACGCGGUGAAUGCUUUACUUGAGUCCUUGGUGUCUUCCGGGCGCUUUCCUCCUUGCUGGUAGCAUUCCUCGUCCGAGUGAGACGUGGUGUUGUGCUUGGAGCACCACUUGGUAGCUCCGGCGGGCUUCGUUUUCUUCUUCGCCCUGUUCUUGAUCUUGGGGCAGUUCCUCCUGAUGUGCCCCGGCUCGUAGCAGCUGUGGCAGAUGAUGUCAGACGCGGUCGUUGCCAUGGCAAAUCCUCGACCAGCUAUGCGUCCCUUUCAUCUCUUGCGCGAUUGUUCGUCCAAGAAGAUGUUGCGCAUGGUGGAUUGCAUGUCCAGGACGUUGAAGGUUGGGUCUCUGAACACCAUCAGUUUGACGUCCUUGUAUUCGUCGGAGAAGCCCUGUACGCAGAUGUCCUUGAAGCGGCGGUCGGAGAUGGGUUCUCCCAUCUUAUCCAGCUGGGUGCGAAGUAGGUGCUUCUGGUUGAAGUAGUCGUCGGGAUUUUCACCAGGGUUCAUGGGGUUGUUCUCCAGCUCCUCCAUCUUGGCCCUGAUGACCUCGUCCGUUACCCUGUCAUAGUUGUUGCAGAGCUCCUCGAAGGCAGCUUGUCCGUCGCCGCUGAUGCCAGUGUCGUCUUCGUGCUUCUGUAUCGACAAGGCGGCUGGAAGUUCCACUAGGAGGAAAAGAAUGGCGUAGAGAUCUUCGUUUGCACUUGUGUAGGAGUCGAAGGCCGCUGUGCCUGCGGGAUCUGGCUUCCUUUGUUUCUUCAGCAGUGGCAGGAUGUCCUUCCUGGUCACACCUAACACCACGCAGAAUUUCCUCAUCCAUGUCUUGAACUCAGCUGGGUCCUUUCCGUCGAAUUUCUUGAGGCCUUUGAUCACGGUUGCCAGGUUCGUAGAACUAUCGCUGGCGAACGCGCUUCCACCUCCUGUGUUGCUCGUUGCAGUAUCCAUUGCUCGUUCCAGCUUUAUUUUCUUCGUCUUGAUAAAAGUACUUCCUGCUGUAGGAGUAAGGUUGCUCGUGGUACUACUGCCUGUA
Ectocarpus sp. CCAP 1310/34 is the source of this 2071-nucleotide messenger RNA. The record is from the annotation of a GenBank genome assembly. Lineage: Eukaryota; Phaeophyceae; Ectocarpales; Ectocarpaceae.